UCCAUGAAUACAUUCCAAAUUUGUUACCAUAUGUGGCUUGGAGAGAAAGCAGGAAGCAGCAUGCCAGAUUUGUACAAACCCAGGAAACAUCACCAUACCUCAUCUCUUACGUCACUCAUUCUUGAUUCCGUCAACCAUUGAUCAGAAUUCAGAACCCAUAUAAAUAUCAACAAUUUCUACAUCUUCCUCAUCCAUCAUCUCUUUGUCUUCACUUAUCUAAUCUGAAAUUUGUCAAUUAUCUAAAUAUCGUUCGAAAAUGGCCGUAGGAGAAGAUUUUCUGACGAAAGAAUAUGGUUAUGUCGUCUUGGUGUUAGUUUUCUACUGCAUCUUCAAUUUUUGGAUGGCUUUUCAAGUCGGCAAAGCCCGCAAAAAGUAUAAGGUUUUUUACCCAACUAUGUAUGCAUUAGAAUCUGAGAACAAGGAGGCCAAGCUUUUUAAUUGUGUUCAGAGAGGACACCAAAAUUCAUUGGAAAUGAUGCCCAUGUUUUUUGUAUUGAUGAUUUUGGGUGGAAUGAGGCAUCCUUGUAUUAGUGCUGGGCUUGGAAUCUUUUACAUUAUUACUCGUUAUUUCUACUUCACUGGCUACUCAUCUGGUGAUCCUCAGAAGCGUCUUUCUAUUGGGAAAUUUGGUUUCUUUGCCUUGUUCGGUCUUAUGAUCUGCUCGAUUUCUUUCGGGGUCAAUCUUCUUAUUGCUUGAGACGUUUGCGCACCACAACAACUAUGUGUAUGCAUCUUUAUGUAGUACUAGAGUUUUGGACUUCUUAUUAGUACUUCGGCAAAUUUCACGUAUAAAAUGCUUAUUUCGUCGAUAUAUCAUGUGUUUCAAUUUUGUGAAUUGUAUUAUAACAGGUACCGAUUGUUCUUAAAAUUUGAAUGUAUGGAAGCUUUUACGAUCUCAUUUUAAAAGAUUUAAUGCCAAUGAGUACCGAGUAUGUAGUUCUGAGUUGUAACCAUGUGAUGAUGUGAUCAAGGCUAAUUCGAUGUUCCUCAUCUCUUGUUCAUGGCACGAUCCAUGACCAUCAUUUCAUUCUUCGUCCUAUGUCAGCCCCGAUCAUAUCGUGCUGGAUCCGCCCACAAACCAAUGCAACCUAUUUCUAGGUCUAGACCCAAAUUGUAUACAAAUAAGAUGACAAUACAACUAUACAAUGACAAUCUUUCGGUAAAACGACCUUAAACAAAGAGCUCAUAUUCUCAUACUAUGUAUUAGAUGGACUAUUUAACUCAUUUAUAACGCGCGUUUUUCAGUGAGUAAUUCGUGACUUGCAUUACACCAAAACUAAAUAUCUCUGAUAAGGUAUACUAACACUUUAAGACCAUCGAAACAUGAUGUUAGAUCACAGUACAC
Molecule: messenger RNA, 1345 nt
Organism: Amaranthus tricolor (Joseph's coat)
Lineage: Eukaryota; Viridiplantae; Streptophyta; Magnoliopsida; Caryophyllales; Amaranthaceae
Exons: 4
Coding region: 257-697 (146 amino acids)
Cellular component (GO): nuclear envelope; membrane; endoplasmic reticulum
Molecular function (GO): glutathione peroxidase activity; glutathione transferase activity
Source: RefSeq, a predicted model, not a curated record